Penicillium angulare is the source of this 1104-nucleotide messenger RNA. RefSeq lists its product as uncharacterized. The transcript is spliced from 4 exons. The record is from RefSeq and is a predicted model, not a curated record. Lineage: Eukaryota; Fungi; Ascomycota; Eurotiomycetes; Eurotiales; Aspergillaceae. The coding region runs from base 1 to 1104 and encodes 367 amino acids.
AUGCCUGCUGUUUUGCUACAUGCUCCUAAGCCACCUAUUUGCAUUAUGUCAACCGUGAAUAGACUGUCUUCGGCGUAUGACGCCGGGCCCAGGCUCCUCAGAGAUGUCUGGGGUGUCACGGCCACCGCGAUUGUUAUUGUGGCUUUAAGGGUCAUUGCAAAAUUGAGAAUUCGAAAAUUUGGGCCGGAUGAUAUACUUAUGGGGUUCGCACUGUGUUUAGCCACGGUCGGAUCGGUCAUGAUGACAAUAGGCGUCAAAUUUGGAUUCGGCCAAAGGGUAGAUGAGCUUAGUACCAACAAUGUAUCAAAGGUCAUCCUGUUUGACUACCUUACCCAGACGUUUGGACUUGCAGGUGGGGCCUUAGGACGCUCCUCUUUCAUUGUCUUCAUCAUUGGGCUUCUCGUGUCCAGAAAAUGGCACAGCGUGGUCUUCUGGGUAUUGGUCGGUCUUCAGCUAAUAGUCAACUCCAUGUUUAUUAUCAUCUUGUUUGUUCAGUGUCCAGGACAUGCAUCAGCUAUCUGGGAUUCUGAUAAAGCAAAGUGCUGGAAUACGCAUGUGCAGGCCUACUAUGGAUAUUUCCAAGGAGCAUUCAACGCAACGACUGACUUGUACCUUGCUGCCUUCUCAACUGCCACAUUUUGGAGGUUGAACCUGAAUUUAAGGGUCAAACUGGGACUGGUCGCAUUACUGGGACUGGGAAUUUUCGCAAUGGUCGCCGCUAUCAUCAAAAUAGUACAGACUCGUGUCCUCGCAUCUUCCGAUAUGGACCCGACGAUUGCCACAAUAAACUACGACCGAUGGCUAUAUAUCGAGACGUACUUGGUGAUAAUAACAGCCUCGAUACCGUGCCUUCGAUCUAUCCUGCGUUCGGUGAAGGGUCAAACACCAGCAGACAGAAAUACAUACGGGCUUGGCCCGCGUUAUGUGGUUGGCUCAAUUACACAAAUGGACGACACAAAAAAUCCUGGCUCUGCUCUUGAAAGAAAUAGAACAAUACCUGUCUCUCAAGGCAAUGUGAGCAGUGAAGAUCUCUGCGACGGUAAUGGCCGUGAUGAUAUGAGGAACUCAGGGCGUUCCAGGGAAUCUGUCAUAAUUUUUGUUUAG